Messenger RNA from Chiloscyllium plagiosum (whitespotted bambooshark), 5517 nucleotides. RefSeq names its product protein argonaute-2. Lineage: Eukaryota; Metazoa; Chordata; Chondrichthyes; Orectolobiformes; Hemiscylliidae. Gene Ontology annotation, biological process: regulatory ncRNA-mediated gene silencing; regulation of DNA-templated transcription. Gene Ontology annotation, molecular function: protein binding; endoribonuclease activity, cleaving siRNA-paired mRNA; RNA binding. Gene Ontology annotation, cellular component: RISC complex. The record is from RefSeq and is a predicted model, not a curated record.
CCGUCAAGUGUCUGGCCCGGGGUUUUCUGUCCUGGUCUCUCCAUCUCUCCUCGUAUGUUCCCCCAUCCCUCCAUCGGGAAUUAUUAAUGUUUUUCUUCCUGUUUCCUCCUCAUGAGUGCUCUUUUGUUCCUGUUUCUACUAUAAUUUUACAUAAACACGGGGGGAGGGAAGAGAAGCUCUCCAUCUCUUCUCAGCCAACUGCUUCCCUCCCCUUUAAACGAGGAUGUAUUCCGCAGGCGAACCCGAUGUACCUUCCCCAACACCACCUGUGCAGACGUUGUCAACUUUCAAACCACCUGUGAGACCUGAUUUUGGUACUAUGGGUCGACCAAUCAAGUUACAGGCCAACUUCUUUGAAGUGGACAUUCCAAAAAUUGAAAUCUACCAUUAUGAUAUAGACAUAAAACCAGACAAAUGCCCAAGAAGAGUAAACAGAGAAAUUGUUGAACACAUGGUUCAGCAUUUUAAAAAUCAGAUCUUUGGUGAUCGGAAGCCAGUGUUUGAUGGAAGGAAGAAUCUCUAUACAGCAAUGCCUCUUCCAAUAGGGCGAGACAGGGUGGAGCUAGAGGUAACUCUGCCAGGGGAAGGAAAGGACAGAAUCUUUAAGGUGGUGAUAAAGUGGGUGGCAUGUGUCAGUCUCCAAGCCCUGCAUGAUGCACUUUCAGGUCGUCUCCCAGCUAUUCCUUUUGAAUCUAUUCAAGCACUAGAUGUAGUGAUGAGACAUCUGCCCUCCAUGAGGUACACUCCUGUAGGCCGUUCAUUCUUCACACCAUCUGAGGGGUGCUCUAAUCCCUUGGGAGGGGGCAGGGAAGUGUGGUUUGGAUUUCAUCAGUCAGUCAGACCUUCAUUGUGGAAAAUGAUGCUUAAUAUUGAUGUAUCUGCUACAGCGUUUUAUAAAGCCCAACCAGUGAUUGAAUUCAUGUGUGAAGUUUUGGAUUUUAAAAAUAUUGAAGAGCAGCAGAAACCAUUAACUGACUCCCAGAGAGUGAAGUUCACCAAGGAGAUCAAAGGACUCAAAGUGGAGAUCACUCAUUGUGGACAAAUGAAAAGAAAGUAUAGAGUGUGCAAUGUUACCAGAAGACCAGCAAGCCAUCAAACAUUUCCACUUCAGCAGGAGAAUGGGCAGACUGUUGAAUGCACGGUAGCACAAUAUUUCAAGGACAAGCACAAACUAAAUCUUCGCUAUCCUCAUUUACCAUGUCUACAAGUUGGACAGGAGCAAAAACAUACGUAUCUUCCUCUUGAGGUGUGUAACAUUGUAGCUGGGCAGAGAUGUAUAAAAAAACUGACCGACAAUCAAACCUCAACAAUGAUUAGAGCCACUGCCAGGUCUGCACCAGACAGACAAGAUGAGAUCAGCAAACUGAUGAAAAGUGCGAGUUUCAAUGCUGACCCCUAUGUUCAGGAAUUUGGGAUAGGAGUGAGAGAUGACAUGACAGAUGUACCAGGUCGUGUUCUUCAGGCACCUUCCUUGUUGUACGGUGGUCGGAACAAGACAAUUGCUACCCCAAUUCAGGGUGUGUGGGAUAUGCGGGGAAAACAGUUUCAUACAGGCAUUGAAGUGAAAGUCUGGGCAAUUGCCUGUUUUGCUCCACAGAGGCAAUGCAGAGAAGAUACACUCAAAGCAUUCACAGACCAAUUAAGGAAGAUAUCCAGAGAUGCAGGAAUGCCAAUACAAGGCCAACCUUGUUUUUGUAAAUAUGCUCAAGGUGCAGAUAGUGUGGAACCUAUGUUCAGGCACUUGAAGAAUACCUACGCAGGACUUCAGCUGGUAGUGGUGGUGCUUCCUGGUAAAACGCCAGUUUAUGCGGAAGUUAAGCGUGUGGGUGACACAUUACUUGGCAUGGCAACGCAAUGCGUGCAGGUGAAAAAUGUGCUGAAAACCUCUCCUCAAACACUUUCCAAUCUCUGUCUGAAGAUCAAUGUUAAACUAGGUGGUGUCAACAACAUCUUGGUGCCACAAGGAAGACCUGCAGUAUUUCAGCAGCCAGUGAUAUUUCUGGGUGCAGAUGUAACACAUCCACCAGCUGGAGAUGGGAAGAAACCUUCCAUUGCUGCAGUGGUCGGUAGUAUGGAUGCUCAUCCAAGUCGUUACUGUGCCACAGUCCGUGUACAGCAGCAUCGGCAGGAGAUCAUUCAGGACCUUGCUUUCAUGGUCAGAGAACUCCUCAUUCAAUUUUACAAAUCUACUCGCUUCAAACCGACACGCAUUAUAUUCUAUAGAGAUGGAGUUUCAGAAGGACAGUUUCAACAGGUGCUUCAUCAUGAGUUGCUAGCUAUUCGAGAGGCCUGUAUUAAGCUUGAAAAGGACUACCAACCUGGCAUUACUUUUAUUGUAGUUCAAAAACGGCAUCACACCAGACUCUUCUGUACUGACAAGAAUGAAAGGGUUGGUAAAAGUGGCAAUAUUCCAGCAGGCACAACAGUGGAUACAAAAAUAACGCACCCAUCAGAAUUUGACUUUUACCUUUGCAGCCAUGCUGGCAUUCAGGGGACAAGCAGACCAUCUCACUACCAUGUUCUUUGGGAUGAUAAUCGCUUCAAUGCAGAUGAACUUCAGAUCCUCACAUAUCAACUUUGUCACACGUAUGUCAGAUGUACGCGGUCAGUAUCCAUCCCAGCUCCAGCCUAUUACGCUCAUUUGGUAGCUUUCCGUGCCAGAUACCAUUUGGUGGACAAGGAGCAUGACAGCGCUGAAGGGAGUCACACAUCUGGCCAGAGUAACGGCCGGGAUCAGCAGGCUUUGGCUAAAGCAGUACAGGUUCACCAGGACACUCUGCGUACUAUGUAUUUUGCUUGACAGGUGUCCUCAGUUGGGAUUUCUGAACAGAGCCGGGCUAAGACCAGACCGGCUGCAUUUUCCAGGCAGUGUAGUGACGAACGUGCAGUUAAUGUGUUUCUGUUGCUGUGUACAUUGCGGUACCUUGCAGGUCUCUUUCAGCUAUGAGGUAACAUGUGACCUGGCUGUUAAUGUAUGAAUCAAAUCACCUGUAAAUCUUUCUUUGAACAGCAACAACAGGAAAUAUUAGGAGGCUUGUAAUAGAUGUCUUGAUAUAUAUAGUCACGAAUUGAAGUUAAAUAACUGCAACCUAAUCUUGUUAGUUAAAACUAGACUGGAGGCUGUUGUAGGUAGAACAAGAAAAUAUAUAUUUGGUGGAAACAUUAUAAUAUGCUGCAGCAGCAUAUUUAAUGGUGGUUGUUUAGGACUGCAAAAUUGUGGAAGAAUUUUAAGGAUGGUUUGAGUAUUUAAAGACAUAGUAAUCCCGACUGUUGGCUUCAAAUGGCAGAAUUUUGAAACUCGGAAUUGAACAUCAACAGCAUUCCUUUUAUUAUAUCUGGAGUUUUAUCCAGUGAAUUCAGUGAAGACUACUGUAAUACAGUACUGUGAAGCACGGCCAUCUUGAGUGGGUAUGGGGAAAAAGUCUUUUAACACUGAAAGCAAGUUUAUGAAGAACUAGUGCUUUUCCUUUUUGUGCAGGCAAUAUAUUGUAUCGGUUUGACUUUCUCAGUUCUGAGAUGUCAUCUAUGACUAUUAACAGAAGGAAUGCAGUCUCUUUUUAAGAUGUGUUUAGUAGAAAAUAUUGGUGUGUGCGUUUGAAGCAAUUAAUCUUUGGAGACAAUCUAUAAAACAUAACAAGAACAGAUGGGCACUACUAUUUUAUAUAUUGAGCUCUUAAUAUUUUUGUAAGAUGCUGCAAUUGUUUAGUUCUCAGAUCGCGAGACGAUACAUCAGUGAUGCAAAAGUGACAUUUUUAUGCUGUGGUUGUCUGGUCAGCCACUACUGUGGCUUGGCAUCAUGUCAAUAUAAGGGUUAUCAUGACUAUCACUUCAUCAAUUUGAAUUCAGUUAGUACGGUCAGUCAGAUGAGAACUAUCGAAAUUGAAACUUUUUAGCAUGAAGUAAAUUUUAACUACCUCGUGGUUAUUCUCGUGCAGCAAAAACAGAAUGAGGACAUGCCGCUGUUAUGUUGGCAAAGCAGUUCAAAGAUGGUGCUAGAUUUUUGCCACGAGGCAAGCAUUUUUGUAAUGGUAGUCAUUUAAUUAAUGUAAAUUAAUUCCUGGAUUAAAAUCCAUCCCGAGAUUGAAGCCAAACCUUUUUAUGAUUAUAUACAACAUCUUUUCAGUGGCCUAUAUGCACUUCUGACUCAAAGCAUUGUAUAAAGUAUCCAGUUUUAUAUACCUCAACCCUUCAAAUGUUCAAAUCUCUUGGAAGGCAUAACCAGCAUAAAUUACAGUGUUAACAACUUACAUAUGUGGCCAUGAAUAAAAACCAUAUUUUACAUAGAUCUUCAGGAUAAACUUUUGCGUUUGAAGUUAAGUAAUAACAUGAUAUAGAUAUAGGUAAGUCUAUUGCAGAAAUGUUUGAUAAAUUGUUUUCAACUGUUUCUGUAUUUGGCUACAUGGUAUGUUUGUAUACAAGGAUGGUAAUGUUGCAAAUUGCAUUACAAAAAAUGGGCAUAUUUUGCCAAACAAGUCUUCAAUAUUUUUAAAAAAUCUUUUAUUUAUGAAAUGUCUACUGAAAAAGUAAUGAGCUAUGCUUCUAAAAAAAAUGGCAAGUUACAUGUUCUCCUAAUGCUUCUUAUGGAAUCAUAUAAUUCUUUUCUACUUAUUCUAAAACAGUUUAAGGAAUGGAAGUAGCAAAGGACACAGUAAGUGUAUCAAUUUUCAGUUCUGAAAUAGUUCUAAUGAGACUUCUGAAUAAUUGUGAAAAAUCUGUGCAAGUGCAGUAAUGUCUUUGUGACAUUCAUUAGUUACAACACUAACGCAUUCAAUUUUCCUACUUGGGAUACCCACAUUCAAGGCUGAGUCUCAACUGACAUAUCUAUUUAGGUUUCCUGCCAAUUAACAGUUGUGUGAAUUGGCUGAUAAAGGAGAGGGGAUCCUUUUCAAAAAGAUUGAAUAUAGCUAAUUAGUUCAUUGGCCAAAGAACAUGUAUUAAUGUCCAUGAAAAUCCCCAUGGUGGAUUGCAAUGUAAUUUCAAAUAUGCAGGGCUACCAAUCUGGCAAUUAAAAUAAGUGACAAUAUAGUAAGUAGUAACAGCAUGACGGAUACUCAGGGCUUUAAAGACUGCACUUCUUUUACAAUGAUGAAAUACUAUGUCAGAAUUAGGAAGGUUGUUUAUAAAAACUUAAUCAUGGAAAUAAGGGAUUAUUUAAUUGAAAUAGAGGUGGGGGUGAGCUGAUGUUAGAACUUAAUCCCUUCUAAGCAUACUAAAAUCAGCAUGAUAAUCUGAUGAAGCAGUAGUUGACAUUCAUUUAAUUUUGUUUUUAAGUGGAUGAUUGAACUUCAAAUUUAUAGACCAGAAAGAAGCUCUGAACCAAAGGUUUAUCUUAUUUGAGCUGCUCUGUUUAUUGAUUGAGUUCAAGAAAAGGUUUUAUUGAAAAAUCUUCAAUAACAAUGUUCUAUUGUAUUUCAAAUUGUUUCAUUGCACCUAAUGGGCAGCACAGUAGUUCAGUGGUUAGCACUGCUGCCUCUCAGCACCAGGAAUGUGUGUUCAAUUCCACCUUGGGUGACUGUU